This is a messenger RNA of Sporothrix schenckii 1099-18, 771 nucleotides long. RefSeq lists its product as uncharacterized. Lineage: Eukaryota; Fungi; Ascomycota; Sordariomycetes; Ophiostomatales; Ophiostomataceae. The coding region runs from base 1 to 771 and encodes 256 amino acids. The record is from RefSeq and is a predicted model, not a curated record. The transcript has a single exon.
AUGUCUUGUACGGUUUGGGCAGCGGAACGUCCAGCUUGCGGCUGCGGUUCGGGCCAAAGAUGUCUGCUUUCUGAUGUUGUGAGCGGUGGGACAGCAUCGAUCUGGUCGUCGUGCUUGGUGGAAGCUUACCUUCGUCGCCGGCUCGUCGGGCGUCGGCAUAAAGACGGCCUUGCCGUCGUCGCCAAAGUAGGCCAGGUCCUUGUCGAAGGCGACCUGGUUCUUGGCCGCGAACGUGAUCCAGUUCUCGCUGAACGGCGCGCGCGCCACCUCGAGGCACCGGAAAUGCCAAAUCUUCCACGCGCCGUCCUGCUUAAGAAAGUCCAGCGCGUACUGGCACCACACCCAGUGCGCCCACACGCGCUUGCCGUCCACGUUCUUGUCCUGCGGCUCGUACAGAUCCUCGGGCAUCGCGCCGACGUUGCCCGGGUCCGACAAGCCCGACUCGACGCCCGCCAUGAGCCAGAAGCCCUUGGCCGUCUCGCCGUCCUCGGCCACCUCGAUGAGGGGCGUCGUCGUCUCGUGCAGAAUCAGCUUGCCUUUGGGCGAGGGCCGCCCCGUGUGGUACUUCAUGACGCUGUCGUAGUCUGUGUACACGCCGACGUUGGUGUACUGCGCGUGGAUGCCCGGCGUGCCGCGGGCGACCCAAAGCGGCUUGAUCUGCUCGUCCUCGAAGACGUUGUGCAGGUGCAUGUACUGGCUAAAGACGUUUUCCACGGCGCCGCGGUCGUGGGCCUGGGCGUGUUAGGUUGUAUACUCCAGAUAGUCUCGUGA